GACAUCGGCGCAUACUACCAAGUUUAUGGGCGGAACGGAAAUGGUUCGUGCUUGUUUUCAUUCCGAAGAUUCAUUCAUAAAAAGAUGGGCUACUAGCUGUCGUUGUUUUGACUUCAGAAGUGAGGGCUUGAUGGAGACCGACCGGAGGAGGGAUAGCCGGUCCUGGGACUGGGACAGCCCACAGUGCCGUGCCCAGCUGGACGAGGUGUUUUUCCGCCCACAAGACUACAUUCGGGCGGGUAGCCAGGAGCACAGGGAAUUUUGGACUUUCUUUGAGCGCUUCCAAAGGUUCAAGGGGAAGAGGGACAUGGCAUUGUCUAAAGCCGGCAGCGACGCUCUGAAGGACGAGAGCCGGGAGAGCAAAUCUAGGAAGAAAGGAGCCGUCGGUAGCGUGGACCUGGGUCUGCCCAAAGAAUAUGACGCUCGCUACCGGAUUAAUGUGUCCGUGUGCACCAGGGAUGUUGAGGAGCGUCUCGGUGGGUCAGAUCGACGGCGACAGACCUCAUCGGGACCGGGAAAGGAGGAGAUAGCCACCUGUCGCCUGACCCUGCUUCACUUCCUGGACUUUUGCCAGAGGCAGAGCUUCGGCAAGCUGGCGAAACUUCGCCGGGAGCAGAGAAGCCUGCCGAUCUUCCAGUACAGGGAUCGCAUCGUGGAGCUGGUGAGGACGCACUCCGUGGUGGUGGUGGCGGGGGACACGGGCUGCGGAAAGUCCACCCAGGUGCCCCAGUACCUCCUCGCCGCCGGUUUCAGCCACAUCGCCUGCACACAGCCCCGACGUAUCGCCUGCAUAUCGCUGGCCAAGAGGGUCAGCUUUGAGAGUCUCAACCAGUACGGAUCUAAGGUGGGCUACCAGAUCCGCUUUGAGACGACGCGCACGCCGGUGACUAAGCUGCUGUUCCUGACGGAGGGGCUGCUCCUGCGGCAGAUCCAGCAGGACGCGGAGCUGGGCCGCUACCAGGUGCUGAUCGUGGACGAGGUGCACGAGCGGCACCUGCACUGCGACUUCCUGCUGGGCGUGCUGCGCUCGCUGCUCCGCCAGCGGCCCGACCUGCGCCUCGUGCUCAUGUCCGCCACCAUCAACAUCAAGCUCUUCUCCUCCUACUUCCACUCCGCCCCCGUGCUGCAGGUCCCCGGCAGGCUCUUCCCCAUACAGGUGAUCUACCAGCCCAUACCUCCGGAGGAGCAGCCCUCGCGCUCGGAGAAGCUGGACCCGCGGCCGUACCUGCGGGUGCUGCAGGGCAUCGACCAGCGCUACCCCACCGAGGAGCGGGGCGACCUGCUGCUCUUCCUGAGCGGCGUGGCCGAGAUCAACACCAUCCAGGAGGCCUGCCAGACCUACGCCACCCACACCCGCCGCUGGAUCGUCCUGCCGCUGCACAGCACCCUGUCCCUGGCCCAGCAGGACAAGGUUUUCGACAUCGCGCCCCCGGGGGUGAGGAAGUGCAUCAUCUCCACCAACAUCGCCGAGACGUCGGUCACCAUUGACGGCGUGCGCUUCGUGGUGGACUCAGGGAAGGUGAAGGAGAUGAGCUUCGAUCCCAAGGCCAAGAUGCAGCGCCUGCAGGAGUUCUGGAUCAGCCGGGCCAGCUCGGAGCAGCGCAAGGGCCGAGCGGGUCGGACCGGGCCGGGCGUCUGCUACCGCCUGUACGCGGAGUCCGAUUACGAGGCCUUCGCCCCCUACGCCGUCCCCGAAAUCCACAGGGUGGCGCUGGACUCCCUCGUGCUGCAGAUGAAGAGCAUGGGGCUGGGGGACCCCCGCUCCUUCGUCUUCAUCGACCCGCCCCCUGCCGCCAGCAUCCAGACCGCACUGACCUACCUGAAGGACCAGGGGGCGCUGGACAGCCACGGGGAGCUUACCGCCAUCGGAAAACUGUUAGCACAGCUGCCUGUGGACGUGGUCAUCGGGAAGAUGCUGGUGCUGGGCUCGGUGUUCAGCCUGGUGGAGCCUGUGCUGACGCUGGCCGCCGCCCUCAGCGUUCAGUCGCCCUACCUGCGCAGCGCCCAGCACAACCCGGACUGUGCCACGGCCAGGCAGCCCCUGUACAGCAACCAUGGAGACCCCUUCACCCUGCUCAACACCUUCAACACCUGGGUGCAGGUGAAGGCGGAGAGGGGCGGGGGCUCCAGGAAGUGGUGCCGGAGGCGGGGCCUAGAGGAGCAGCGGCUGUACGAGAUGGUCAACCUGCGGCGGCAGUUUAAGGAGCUGCUGAAGAGCCACGGGCUCCUGGGGGGCGAGCAGGGCGCCCCCUGCAGGCAGGACCGGCGGCAGCGGCAGCAGCGCUUCAGCGAGCGGCGGAAGCUGCACCAGCUCAAGCGGGACCACGACCUGCAGGAGGGAAUGCGCCGGAAGGUCCUGAGGCUGGAGGAGGGGGAGGAGGGCGCCGCCUCGUCCGGGUCGGAGGGGGAGGAGUCCGGGAGAGGGAGGCGGGGCAAGGACGAGGCGGGGCAGAGCGUGGACAUACAGGAAGUGAAGUUUAAGCUGCGGCACAGCGUGACGGAGCUGCAGGAAGCGGCGGGCGCCAGUCAGGACCUGUCGUCACGGCAGCAGGCCCUGCUGAAGCUGGUGCUGUGCCGGGGGUUGUACCCGCAGCUGGCACUGCCCGACGAACACAACGCCACGCGCAAGGACUCCGAGCAGAUCUUCCACACGCGCAACAAGCAGGGCGUGGUCAUCCACCCCACCAGCGUGUUCGCCAGCGACCCCGAGGUGCUGCACGUCCCAGAGCCAGAGCCCAGAGAGACGGGCUCUGAGAAGCCGGAGAGCUCUAAGCACCAGCUGCUGGCCUUCGUCACCCUGCUGGAGACCAACAAGCCGUACGUCUGCAACUGUGUCCGAGUGCCCGCCCUGCAGGCGCUGCUCCUGGUGUCCCGCUCGGUGGACACUAACGCGGACUGCACGCGGGUGGUGGUGGACGGCUGGCUGGAGAUGACCCUGAGCGACGCGGACUCCGCGCUCCGCUCCAUCUCCUCCGCCCUGACGCUGCGCGCCGACUGGGAGCGCCUCCUGCAGGCGCAGCUGCGCAACAGCGCCCCCAACCUGGACCCCGCCCCCGCCGCGCCCGCCCUGUCCCGCCGUGAGCUGGAGAAGCUGAGCGACGCGCUGGUCCGCUUCCUGCUCUACACCGAGGUCAGUUACAGCCUGCGGCGGCUUGGCGGUCUGGAGGCGCAGAACCUGUACGUCGGCCCCCAGCCGGUCCUGGGGCUCCCCGACGCCCCCGCCCUGAACCCCCUCUUCGUCGGGAUGAAGGCCGAACCCCACCCUAUGAAAGGAGGGCUAGGAGUCUCCAGCUUCUUCACCUACAACUGUCUGAGUGACUCUAAGGAUUUGUACAGCGAGUGCAUGCGCACGUUCUGGAGUUGCCCACACUGUGACUUCUACAUGCCCCUCACGCCCUUGGAGCGCAUGCACCACGAGGCCACCUGCAGGCCGGCUGGGGAACUGCAGCCCAAGGACGAGCCAGAAGACGGGACGGCCGCUAGCUCCAAGUCUUCGUCCUCUUCCUCCAGCCUGACCCGGGUGUACCACUGUGACGUCUGCGACAAAGACCUGACCCUCACCUCCACCCAGAUCCUUAAACACAAGAGGCAGCACCUGUGAGGCACAGCUGGGCGUGGCCGGGCACAACUGAGGCUUGUUCCCUCUCUGGGCCACCUGAUUGGUCAGCACCACUCAGGGGCUGAUUGGUCAGCACCACUCUGAAGCUGAUUGGUCAGCACCACUCUGAGGCUGAUUGGUCAGCACCACUCUGGGGCUGAUUGGUCAGCACCACUCAGGGGCUGAUUGGUCAGCACCACUCUGAAGCUGAUUGGUCAGCACCACUCUGGGGCUGAUUGGUCAGCACCACUCUGAAGCUGAUUGGUCAGCACCACUCUGGGGCUGAUUGGUCAGCACCACUCUGAGGCUGAUUGGUCAGCACCACUCUGGGGCUGAUUGGUCAGCACCACGGACAGCUCCACCACACAGCUCUUUUAAUCUCGUUCGGAAAUAAAACUCAAAUACUGUAAUCAAGACCCUUUAACCCCAUUCAAACGAUUCAGACGAGCCGCGUGACUGACGGCUCAUUUCCCUCCUUUCUGACCGGGACUUCCAGGCCAUCACAGGACUGUACAUGUUGUUUAAAUAAAUAAAACAAUUAUAAAAAGCA
Molecule: messenger RNA, 4148 nt
Organism: Anguilla anguilla (European eel)
Lineage: Eukaryota; Metazoa; Chordata; Actinopteri; Anguilliformes; Anguillidae
Gene: dhx34
Product: DEAH (Asp-Glu-Ala-His) box polypeptide 34
Exons: 17
Coding region: 26-3601 (1191 amino acids)
Biological process (GO): nuclear-transcribed mRNA catabolic process, nonsense-mediated decay
Cellular component (GO): intracellular anatomical structure
Molecular function (GO): RNA binding; ATP binding
Source: RefSeq, a predicted model, not a curated record